AAUGUGUGGUGGAUGAAGGCGCCCGCCAUGUACCGGCGCGUCGGGGUCACCAGGGACUGCCUGCGCUACGUCGAGGUGUCUGAGGAGGAGCCGUUCGUGCUCAGCUCCUUCCUUCUCGACGCUGACGGCAGGGGCUGGACGCUGAAUCACCGGGUGCCGCUCACCAUGCUCUGGGCGGCCGAUGGGGGCUACCCGUGGCUACCCUUGCAGGGGAAGAUCACCAGGCCCAAAAUUGGCGUUCUUGAUCUUGGUAACAUCAAUGUCGUGCACCUCAUUGUUGGCGACCACAUCGUCGUCGUGGACAUGCACAAGGGGGAGGUUCUCACGCAUUGUCCGCGUGAAGGCGACAUCAAAAUUUUGCCAUGCUAUCUUUCACCGUGGCUUCCGACAUCCCCGAUACCUUCGGCAGGGAUGUACAAGGAUGCCAGUGGUGAGGUUCGUCAAGAUGCUAGUAGCGCCAUGCCCAAGCCUCCAUACCCUUACCGGCUUAAGUGAUGGACAGGAUGGAGCCGUCUGAUGUCUUUCGAUAGUGAUGUUAUGUUGCUCUCUUGGGUUAACUGUAACAUGACAGCUGGCUUGUGCUGCUUAGUGGUGGUUUAGUUUCCUUCAGUUAGUUUGUUUGAGUUGGAUUUGUAACGUUGCCAUGCUGUUUCCUUAACGGGUGAUUGGACGUGAGAUGAUGAUGAACUUGGUGCGUGCCCUUUCAAGCUCAACUAUCAAACUGCUUAACUUCC
Molecule: messenger RNA, 734 nt
Organism: Lolium perenne
Lineage: Eukaryota; Viridiplantae; Streptophyta; Magnoliopsida; Poales; Poaceae
Source: RefSeq, a predicted model, not a curated record